UUCCCGAGCACCGUGGGCGGGACGGACUGCACGGAGACUGCCCCCUCAGGAAACGGGUGAGGGGAAAGGAGGCCAUCACUUUGGGUUGUUCUCUGCAGAAUAACAAGCUCUGUGUCAGGUCUGGGCAGGUGACAGUGACUUGUACGGUGGCAGACAAGCCAUGCCAUAGGGAAGCAGCUGCUUUCGUCCCGGGCCCUGCCUGCACAGGGGUGAUAGUCACACAGUUCAUUCUGAACUGUCUGCACAUGGGCAGUGAGCUCAGGGCAGGGGUGGCCUUCUGAGGUUCCCACAGUCGUGUGCCAGCUAAAAUCCCACCAGAGGCGGCCAGGUUUCCUAGGGACAGCGUGACACUGGAACUCCGGCUCACAAUCUCAGACCUUCCACCCUUCCAAAGGAAGAUGUGUUUGUCUUUUCCGAUGGUGGGUUUUGGUUCGGGCAGAAGCUAGCUGCCUCUUCUCUUAAAUACACCUCUUUUUAAAAUAUACGAAGAUAUUUUGAAACCCCAUGGGUUCUGGAGAAGGCUCAGAACUUCAAAGGCCUUUCCCUCCGCACACAGCCUGGGAGACCACAGGGCAGGACCUCAAAUUAGAGCCGCCGGGUGGGGCCAUGUCAGGUUGCCCUGGGUGGCGUGUUCUGUUUAAUUCACAGCCCUCCCAGCUGCGCGGUCUCUCCUUUAUUAUAUGUGACAACACUACAAUUCCCCACCACACGUCUGAGACUUUUUAAAUAACUCGUUGUUGUCCCUGUUAACAUCCCCUGAGAGUUGAAGCUGAGUUCUGCACAUCAGAAGCUGCUUGUAAACAGCCAAAAUGAUGUUACCAGAAUAGCCCCAACCUCAAGUAUGAGGUGGUGCCGCUAAAAGCAAUGAGUAUUGUUUUAAAUUUACAUUAGAGACACUCCUGUUCCCAGACAGACUUAGUUUUAACCACACGGGGGCAUCGUGCACCCUCCGAUGAGCUCAGGUCUCGUGUUUCUGGGUCUCCAAAUGGGUCUCAGCCUCUCCAAGUGGGCUCGCCCACGGAGAUCUUGACGUGUGAGUUACACCUGUCCAUCAGGCACCAGGCACCAUGCUCUGUGUCAGGCCCUGACGUCUGUGAUCCUGCUCAUUCUCAUGACCACCCACUGAGGUUUUUUUCCAACAAGGAAACUGACUCAAUAGGUAGACAGACUCAAGCCGGCUCACCUGGGCUGGGUGACCCCAAAGCGCAUGCUUCUCCCGCCUCGUUUCCUUCUGGCGGAACAUACCGGGGAUUCUACCGCACAUCAGGGGCUCACCUGUGCCCUGAGCAUUUGCAUGCAGAAGCUGAGCCAACAGGAUGAGCCCAAUCCAUUCAUUUGGCCAACUCACCACCACACACCACGGCCCUCACCUGGCUGUGCAUCAGAGCCCUCAGGGCGGGGGCGGGGCACUGGUGUUUUUAAAAGCUCCCAGGAGUCUCCAAUGUGCCAGCCGCAUAGUAGGUCCUCACUCAUGGGUGGGACCCACCAUGAAGCGCUGUGCACGUUGCAAAGCAGUUUGUUAAAUUAUUUUGAUGGAGGCUCAGUUUUGUGAGAAGAUGUCAGUCACUUCUCAUCACCAAAGAGCUCUUGAAUCCCUUCCUUUCCACCCCUCCCACCACUUCCCCACAUCUGCCUUAGCGUUGGAGUCAGACAGGUUGAGUUCAAAUGUUGGCUACCAGUGUGUGACCUUGAACAAGAGCGUUCAGCCGCCCAAGCCUCAGUUUAUUCAUCUGUAAACUGGGAAUGAUAAUAGUGCCUACCCGGUCAGGGUGACGUGAGGAAUAAAUGAGAUCAUGCACAUAGAGCAUGUGGCACAUAAAAAGAGUGCAUCUUUGUUUCGGCCGUUGUCAUGAUUCUGAUAAACUUCAGCCCUGACUGUACCAGGCACAGUUGCUGGGACCUCAUGUACUCCUCACAGAAAUCUUAACACUAUGAUUAUCUCAUUUUACACAUGAAGACACAAAAAGGUUAAGUGGUGUGUCCAAGAUCACACAGCAGGGAAGUGGUGGGGGCAGGAUUCUAGGCCAAGGCUGCCACUGCAUUCUCUACUGCUAUUAUCAUUAUUACUAGAGGCCCAGUGCACGGAAUUCAUGCACGGGUAGGGUCCCUAGGCCUGGCCAGCAAUCAAGGCCAGCCAGGGCCUUCCUUCGUUCCACACCACCCCCUGGUGGUUGGCGCAUGUCAUAGCGAGCGAUCGAACUCACGGUCUCCCAGUCGAACUCCCGAGGGGACACUUUGCAUAUUAGCCUUUUAUAUAGAGAGAUAUUAGCAUUGGCAUAAUUACCAUUACUGAUAGUAGCUAUUGCUACCAUCCCCAUUAUUGUUACUAGUAGUAGUGCUGUCAUUACUAUUUUUUAAAUACUGUAGCCUCUAGACCAGUGGUUCUCAACCUUCUGGCCCUUUAAAACGGUUCCUCAUGUUGUGACCCACAACCAUAAAAUUAUUUUCGUUGCUACUUCACAACUGUAAUGUUGCUACUGUUAUGAAUCGUCAUGUAAAUAUCUGAUAUGCAGGAUGGUCUUAGGCGACCCCUGUGAAAGGGUCGUUUGACCGCCAAAGGGGUCGCGACCCACAGGUUGAGAACUGCUGCUCUAACCUAACAACCUAUGUUGUGUGCCGAGGGACCAGCCUCACAGCAAGGCCUCCGAAAGUAAGCAGAGCGGUCUCGCUGCACCCAAGCAGGAGACACGCCCAUGUGACUUCUGUCACAUACCACUUGACAGGCCAGCUCACUCCACAUUGCUUGGCCAACCACCCGGCACAGCUAUUCCCCAGGGCCAGCCUCAAACACCACGGCACCAGCCCCGCCCAGCUAUCUUUGGAAAUGUCAUGUUAGACACUUCCACCCCUGGCUUCACUUCAGAGAAGCCCAGUUCUCAGAAUAACUCGAAAGCCCUCCACCCCCAGUGCGGACAACCCUUACUGCCUGGAGCUACGGGGCCAAAGAGCUUCCGCGGGCCUCCCUUCCUGGCCCUGGGGCCUCGGGCCAAUGGGUCAAAGGGCUGGGCUGGACCUCCCUCUGCCCAAACACUACGUGCCACCCUGUGUCACUGGCCCCUUUUGAGCAGGACCUCAGGACAUUAGGGAACAACCUUGGAUGGGGACUUGGGGGCUUGGGUUCUGGUCCCAGCUCUGCCAUGAUUUCUGCAUGUGACCUUAAGCAGAUACUUAACUUCUUUGAGCCUCAGUUUCCGUUUCUGUAAAAUUGGCAGAAAACUAGCUCCUAAGGCAUAGAACUGUUGUGAGGAUUAAAUUAUCAAAUGUCUAGCAAAACAAAACAAAAAAAACAGUGCCAGGCAUGUGGUAAGUGCAUGCUAACUGUUAGCUAUCAUCGCCAUCAUCAUAAUGCCAUCAUUGUCAUCAACAUCACCACUAUCCCCAUUAUUACCACCAUUAUCAUCGCCAUCACCACCAUCAUCACCAUAAUCCUCCUCAAUACUGUCAUGGUUGUCAUUGUCAACAUCAUCACCACCACCACCAUCAUCACCACCAUCAUCAUCAGUAUCCAUCACCGUCACUAUCAUCAUCACAAUCAUAAUUCCAUCAUGGUCAUGGUCAUCAUCAUCAACAUCACCACCAUCCCCAUCAUUACCACCAUCACCACUAUCAUCAUCAUCUCUAUCAUCACCACCAUCAUUAUCACCAUCAUCAUCACCAUCACUAAGACCACCAUUUUCACCACCAUCACCACCAUAACCCUCCUCAAUACUGUCAUGGUUGUCAUUGUCAUCAUCAUCACCACCAGCAUCAUCACCACCACCAUCACUACUAUCAUCAUCACUAUAACCACCACCAUCAAUGUCAUCAUCAUCAUCACCAAUAUCAGCAGUAGCAGCAACACUGUCACCAUCAUAGUCAUCACCAUCAUUAUUAUCACCAUCAUUGUUACAGGUCAGAUUCCUCAGGAAGCCAACUCUGAGAUGGAAAUUAGCACACAAGGUGUUUAUUGGGAAGUGUCCCUGAGAUCAAAGCCUGUGGAAAGGGCAGUUAAAUAACAUAGAAUUAGGCAAAGGGAGGCGAUGGGCAGCAGUGUAGCCCUAGUAAGAGUCUCCAUUGACCCCAUGGGGAGCUUCAAAUCUGAUGGCUCCUAAGAGUUGUCCAUGGUACCCUGACUGAUUUGGCUCAGUGGAUAGAGCGUCGGCCUGCAGACUGAAGGGUCCCAGGUUCGAUUCCGGUCAAGGGCAUGUACCUUGGUUGCAGGGCACAUCCCCAGUAGGGGGUGUGCAGGAGGCAGCUGAUCGAUGUUUCUCUCUCAUCGAUGCUUCUAACUCUCUAUCCCUCUCCCUUCCUCUCUGUGGAAAAUCAAUAAAAUAUAUUAAAAA
Messenger RNA from Myotis daubentonii (Daubenton's bat), 4322 nucleotides. RefSeq lists its product as uncharacterized. The record is from RefSeq and is a predicted model, not a curated record. Lineage: Eukaryota; Metazoa; Chordata; Mammalia; Chiroptera; Vespertilionidae.